AUGCCAUUCAUACUGCCACUAGUGGCCAUCGUUUAUGUCGGCAAACGUUUGAUUGGUUGUAAGCAACAACAACAACAACGGGACAGUAAUAGUAGAAAUAGUAGUCAUCAUAAUCAGCGACAACAAGAUCACCAAUUGGACAACCAAUUGGUCAGACACAACAGCAGCAGUCGUGAUGAUGACGACGACAACGACUAUGAAGACGACAACAAUAACAGCAGCAAUGAUUGUACCAAUAGUUCGCUGUUGUUUAGCAGCAAAUUGUCGUCCAGUUUGUCCAUUAUUUCUGUAAAUUCCGGUACAACAACAUCUUCUGCAAGGAGGAGAAGCAGCACUAGUAGUAGUAGCUCCGGAACUAUGGAGGAGGAGGAGGAGGACACCAACGAUAAUGACAACGACGACGACUGGUCUGCCAGCAGUGAUUCCAGCAGUGAUUCAUUGGACAGUCAAUUGUCGGACAUUUGUUGUAGUUGUUUAGGACGACUGUCCACUUCUACUACCGAUAGUUCGAUGACCGAUAGUAGCCGACAAUUAUUGCUAAUGUCAUCAUCAUUGCCGACAACGACCAGUACCUUAUCGGACAAGUCGUCCUGUGCUGUCACCAGACGUAGUCCUGCGUGUCGUACGCCGUCCAUAAUGUCUGAAAUCAGUAGUAGUAGUAGUACUAGUGAUGCCGAUACUGUCAUUAUCAGCGAUACGUUAUCAUUGUCCUCAUUAUCAUCAUCAUCGGCGGCAACCAGUGUCUACUCAGUGCAAAGCACCAGUAGUUUGUUAUCGCAAUGA
This is a messenger RNA of Oppia nitens, 783 nucleotides long. Its product is annotated as serine-rich adhesin for platelets-like. Bases 1 to 783 code for a protein of 260 amino acids. Lineage: Eukaryota; Metazoa; Arthropoda; Arachnida; Sarcoptiformes; Oppiidae. The record is from RefSeq and is a predicted model, not a curated record. The transcript has a single exon.